This is a messenger RNA of Aspergillus saccharolyticus JOP 1030-1, 942 nucleotides long. Its product is annotated as putative glyoxalase family protein. The coding region runs from base 490 to 900 and encodes 136 amino acids. The transcript is spliced from 2 exons. The record is from RefSeq and is a predicted model, not a curated record. Lineage: Eukaryota; Fungi; Ascomycota; Eurotiomycetes; Eurotiales; Aspergillaceae.
CCUCGCCUUGCCUCUUCAAUGCAUACGCGUUCACAUUGACCAGUACAAGUUUCGAGAUAUAUUCAGGAGUGAAGCCUUGAAAUAAACCCAUUGGUGCACUGCAGUGUCAUCUUACAGACAACCUGACCAGAGCGUGCUCAUGCUGGUAUAUUAUAUUCAAAAAGGAGUCGAAAAAAAAAACCUAGAGAACCUGAAUGCCUCAUCAAUGAAGCUUUUCACUGGGUGGUGGUGACUGGUGAGUCGAUCAGUAUGUUUUUCCCCCGCGGGGAAAGCGUUCCAGGAAACCAGAUUCCGAGAUUCUCGUACAGAUAGCGGGAAAUGCUACCACUUUAGUCUCUUCUCGUGUUGUCCCCAGGAUAUUAAGCCAACUUGUGGGGUUUGGAAUGACCUCGCCCUCUCGAGACCCUUGGACCCUUUCUUCACAUAAAGGCUUGUUGCUUGGUCCUCCCAGUACUACGACCACCACUGCAACACCACCUCUCCCCAAACAUGAUUUCCGGCAUUCAUCACGUCAAUAUCCUCGUGCCCAACGGCACCCUUGAUCAAGCCACCGAGUUCUACAGCGACACUCUCGGGCUGGUGUCAGCUCCCGUCCCAGAGCUUCAAAAGGGGACCAUCCUCUGGUUUAAUCUCACUCCCGACGGAAGCCAGCAGAUCCACGUGAAUCUAGGACCCAACGCCGAGCUUGACUCUCAAAGACAUGCCUGUCUGCGAGUCUCCUCGCUGGAGGAGCUGCAGAGGCUGCAGAGACGCAUCCUGGCGCAUCACGAGAGCGGAGGUCCUGCGGCCCCGAUGGAUGUAGAUCGAUUGGGAAUGUGCUCGGGACCAACGGGAGAAGAAUAUCCUCGUCGAUUCUUUGCGAGAGAUUUUGCGGGUAAUCGACUCGAGUUUAGUGUUUAAUUAUUGAUGAUAUACUUGGAGGAUUCAAGUUUGAUGUAGUAG